UGACAGGACUGAAGCUGGGGUUCUUUCUUUUGACGAAGAGAGGACGGUGGAAAACGGGAGUGAGAGCAAAGAGACCAGCAACUAGAGACGAUGCUGCCAUAUAUCUACAGAAGAGGCCUACUGGGUCGGCGGCAGUUUGCGACGGCAGCUGCAUGUCUGGCGAAGACGAGACGGGGCCACGGCGGAGGCGGAAAGUGCCACGGCGCAGGAGGAGUUCCUCUCACGAGUCUGGGCGAGAGACGCAGGCCGUUCCGGCCUGUGCACCGGACAGGCGAGACGGCUGGGCAGGCUGAGAAGGAGCUUGCGGCGGCGCUGGGCCAGGCGCAGGAGCAGUUGCGGUGGAAGGAAUAUCUCGACGCCGGUGACGGGCAGUACCGCAGCGGGGCGGAGGAGGAGGCUGCGAUCUCCCGGCGGGUGCUCGAGAAGCUCAUCGGGUUCAGCGAGUACAGCAAGGCUGGUGCGCUUGAGAAGGACGUGUGGACGCUGUUGAAGAAGCAGGUGGCGAUCUACGACAACAUGGCGGGGCCGCUGGAGGACGAGAGCGCCGGCGCCGCCGCCGGCGAAGCGCGGUUGGAGCUGCCGCGGGAGAUCCGGCUUGCGGUGCUGCAGUGCCGGGCCACGAAGGACUACGCCAACAUGUUGCGCUUGUACGACUGCUUCUUCCAGCUGCUUGUGAAGGGUCCGCUGCUACGCGAGGCCGAGCGCCGCGAGGAGCUGUACCGGCUGAACGGGUGCGACGCCGACGCCGACGCGUACGGUCCGCUUGUGGCGCUGUUGGACGAGCUGGAGCUGUCGAGACAAACGUUUGGCGACGCCGACGUCGACGUCGCCGUCGAGGCGUACGAACAGACGCUUGUCCGGCGGAUCGAGGCCGCGUGGUACGCCGUUGGCGACAAUGCUGCUGGCGGCGACGCCGCCAGCAGCCUGCGGAACCUCCGCAUCUACCACUCCGGCUUCCCGGCGCUCGUGAGGCUGCUGGCCACGGACCGGUACGCCUGCGUGUUUGGUGCCCGCUUUGUGGACGACUUCUGUCGGGACCUUCUCCGGUCGGAGAUGGGGCUCGAGCACGACGAGCUGUGUGUGAUGGUGCGCAACCUGGUCGGGCGCGGCCGGUUCGACGCAGCAACGUACGCCGGCCUGCGGCGCGAGGUGGCCGGCGGGCCCGGCCUGGCGGUGACGCCGGCGCUGUACGGACUGUUUCUGGAGGGCGCGGUGGCCGGCGGCGAGCCUGCGUUGGCGGCGGCGGUGGCGGCGGACUGCGCGGCAGACGGGUACGUGCUGGACCGGACACUUUUGCGGGCGCUGCUGCGGAUGUACGCGGCGGCCGGGGACGGGCGGCGGGUGCUGCGGACGGUGGACCUGGCGGUGGGCAGCGGGGUGCCGCUGUUCGCGCCAGACCUGCGGGCGGUGGUGGAGUCGCUUGUGCGGGGGGGGCGGCGGAGCGUGGCGGUGGACGUGGUGAAGAGCCUGAUGAUUGUGAGCAACGGGUGCGCGGAGUGGGCCGCCGCCGCCGACGCCGCCGCCGACGCCGACGGGUCCGAGCGCGAGCUCGACGACCCGAUGCUCGACGUGGGGCUGCUGUUCUCCCACUACGGCAGCGACACCUUGCUGGUGCGGCCCGCGGUCGACGACGCCGUGGUGGUGCCUGUGCUGGCCACCUGCGACACGCUGGCCGAGUACGACGCGCUGUGGGCGCUGGUGACGGACGACCCCGGGUUUGUGCUCACGGCCGAGCUCGUCAAGGUGGACCUGCUGCUGCGCGACCGGUUCGGGGUGUUUGCCGGCGGCGGGCACGCCGCCGCCGGCCAUGCUGCGCUGCAGCGCUGCAUCCACUACGCCAUGGCGCGGCUGCCGCUGCCGCAGAUCGACCGCCUCGUCCUCGACCCGGACUUUGUCGAGGUGUUUGUCAAGGUGUGCGACCAGCUCUUCCACACGGGCGGGCUCGACGGCGACGACGACGCGCUGGCGGCCGCCUACGGCGCGCUUGCCGGCGUGGCCGCCGAGGGCGCGCGCAGUCGCGACGCUCUUGUGGCCGAGCUGGCCGCGCACGUGGCAUCCGGCGACGACGCGGGCUCCGGCGGCGACGGCGACGGCACGCCGGGCCAGACGGUGGCGCGCUUACGUCAGCACGUGCGUCGCGACUGGUGCGCUGGCCGCGUGCAGCACGUGCUCACGCUCAGCGGGGUCCAGCUCUAGUGGGGGCACCGCGGGGAGCAUUUUACGAGCAUUUUUUCGCAGCAGGCGUCGCGGCGUGAGUCACUAGGGUGUCAGGCCCGGUGCGCACUGCGGCGCUCCGCUAACCACAGCGGUGGAAUCGGGGCGGGCAGGCGGGAGACCGAUAUCUCAGAGUGUGGUCCGGCGCGGAGUGUGGUGGUGGCGGCA
Messenger RNA from Pichia membranifaciens NRRL Y-2026, 2382 nucleotides. RefSeq lists its product as hypothetical. NCBI's taxonomy places the organism in Eukaryota, Fungi, Ascomycota, Pichiomycetes, Pichiales, Pichiaceae. The record is from RefSeq and is a predicted model, not a curated record. The transcript has a single exon. The coding region runs from base 91 to 2196 and encodes 701 amino acids.